Molecule: messenger RNA, 1724 nt
Organism: Melopsittacus undulatus (budgerigar)
Lineage: Eukaryota; Metazoa; Chordata; Aves; Psittaciformes; Psittaculidae
Gene: CXCR4
Product: C-X-C motif chemokine receptor 4
Exons: 2
Coding region: 88-1188 (366 amino acids)
Biological process (GO): calcium-mediated signaling; brain development; neurogenesis
Cellular component (GO): external side of plasma membrane; membrane
Molecular function (GO): C-C chemokine receptor activity; C-C chemokine binding
Source: RefSeq, a predicted model, not a curated record
GGGGUGUGUGUUUGGUCCAGCUGCGAGCAGAGGCGCUCGGAGAGGCGCAGCGGCAACAACAACAACUCGAGAGCCGCGACCCGUUAGAUGGCUCAGAGCAUGGACAACGGCCUCGACAGCCUGGAUCUGUCCUCUGGGUUAAUAAUUGAAUUUUCUGAUAAUGGCACGGAUGAGGUUGGUUCAGGUGACUAUGGAGACUACGGAGAACCAUGCUUUCAGCAUGAAAAUGCCGAUUUCAACCGGAUCUUCUUGCCAACAAUCUAUUCCAUCAUCUUCCUAACGGGAAUAAUCGGCAAUGGAUUGGUUAUUGUUGUUAUGGGCUACCAGAAGAAACAAAGGAGCAUGACUGAUAAAUACAGACUGCACCUCUCUGUUGCUGACCUCCUUUUCGUCAUCACCUUGCCAUUCUGGUCUGUGGAUGCAGCCAUCAGCUGGUACUUUGGGAAUGUUCUGUGUAAGGCGGUUCAUGUCAUUUACACAGUCAAUCUCUAUAGCAGUGUCUUGAUUUUGGCUUUUAUAAGUUUAGAUCGUUACCUGGCAAUAGUCCAUGCUACCAACAGCCAACGACCACGAAAGCUGUUGGCUGAGAAGGUGGUGUAUGUGGGUGUAUGGCUACCAGCUGUGCUUUUGACAGUGCCUGAUAUAAUUUUUGCUAGUACUAGUGAAGUAGAAGGAAAAUAUCUGUGUGAUCGCAUGUACCCUCAUGAAAACUGGCUGAUUUCUUUCAGAUUUCAGCAUAUCUUGGUAGGACUUGUCUUGCCUGGUCUAAUAAUCCUGACUUGCUACUGUAUUAUAAUAUCUAAGCUGUCACAUUCGAAAGGCCACCAGAAACGCAAAGCCUUGAAGACAACUGUUAUCCUCAUCCUCGCCUUCUUUGCCUGCUGGCUGCCAUAUUAUAUUGGCAUCAGCAUUGACACAUUCAUCUUGCUAGGAGUCAUCAGACACCGUUGCAGCUUGGAGACAAUAGUGCAUAAAUGGAUCUCCAUUACCGAAGCUCUCGCAUUCUUCCACUGUUGCCUGAAUCCAAUUCUGUAUGCCUUCCUGGGUGCCAAGUUCAAAACAUCAGCACAAAAUGCCUUGACAUCAGUUAGCAGAGGAUCAAGCCUCAAGAUCCUUUCAAAAAGCAAACGUGGGGGACAUUCUUCUGUUUCUACAGAGUCCGAGUCUUCAAGCUUCCAUUCCAGCUAACGCUGCUCCUUGCCAUCAAAACAGACACUUUAAUGUUGCGUGAGACUUCAGAAAAAUAAGACUGACCAUAAUGUACAGAUUUAUUUACAGUUGGGAUUUUAUUUUGUUUCUUCUAGUCUCUGUGAAGUUUAAUUGACUUAUUUAUAUAUAAAAAAACCUUUCAUAUUGAUGACAAACUGUCUAGGCAGGUCCUGCGGACAAGUGGUUAAUUCACGAGUUUUAGUGCUUGUUUGUAUGUAUAGAUAUGUGAACUAAACACUUCUGGAUUGUAGCAAAGUGAGUGUUAAAAGUUUAGAAAAUAUUUCUCUGUUGUUUAUAUGUAAAUGUUUUCAGUGUUGCUGUUAAAUUCUUUAAAAGUUGGCUGGAUAUUUUUACCUUACUACAAGAUGUUUGGUUUACAAUAGCUUAACUCUGCUGUAGAAAUGGCACUUAUAACCAAAGCCUUUUCUGUUAUAUGCUAGGGUUUUUUUCCCCCAUUCUCAGUAAUUGAUGGUUUGCAAAACUUUCUGUUCAAGGUAAAUAAAAGUAUUUGACAA